Sinocyclocheilus grahami is the source of this 2180-nucleotide messenger RNA. RefSeq names its product 5'-nucleotidase domain-containing protein 3-like. NCBI's taxonomy places the organism in Eukaryota, Metazoa, Chordata, Actinopteri, Cypriniformes, Cyprinidae. The record is from RefSeq and is a predicted model, not a curated record. The coding region runs from base 151 to 1878 and encodes 575 amino acids. The transcript has 14 exons. Gene Ontology annotation, molecular function: 5'-nucleotidase activity.
GCAAUUUUUGUAGCUCUGUACUUUUAUUAUGAAAAUUAGCCUGUCAACGUGCAAACGGAAGUAAGCGUGUGUAUAUGCUGCUGUAUUGUAGAGAAUGUAUAGCUGAAGCGCUCGUCUGUCAAACAGAAGGCAGCUCUGGUGCGGGGAAAUAUGCCGACCUUGUUCUUGCCGCUUUCAUACCUGCUCAGAAAUCAGGAGGGUUUUAAGAGGCUCUUCACGCACUUUAAGUAUUUGCACACUAGAAGCGGGAUAUGGACGGUCAACACCAGCAGCACGCCGUGGAUCUCGAAAUCUGCUCUCGUGUCCCGGAGAAGAGAGGUUCCUGUGGGACAGCUGACAGCAAGGAACAUGUGCACCAGCUCCAGUGGCGACAAGACCAGUUGGCUCUGGUCUGUUUACAAUGAAACCAAACAGCAAACGCAAGAUUUAAUUCCUGUGAUAUCAAAGAACUUUGUGAACCCAGACACCAUCUUUGCUAAUAAUCAGAUGAGUCUGCAAGACAUUGAGAUCUAUGGCUUUGACUAUGAUUACACACUGGCCUUCUACUCCAGUCACCUUCACACACUCAUAUUCAACAUCGCCCGAGACAUCCUCAUCCAGGAGCACAGGUAUCCAGAGGGACUGAGGGAAUAUGAUUAUAUACCAAAUUUUGUGAUUCGUGGUCUGCACUAUGAUGUUCAAAAGGCCUUACUGAUGAAGAUUGAUGCCUUUCAUUAUAUCCAGCUGGGUACAGUGUACAGGGGUCUUAAUCCUGUGCCAGAAAAGGAGGUCAUUGCAAUGUAUGAAGGCUCCCAUGUACCCCUCGAGAUCAUGAGUGACUUUUAUGGCAAGAGCUCUCACGGUCACACCAUGAAGCAGUUCAUGGAUAUCUUCUCCCUGCCAGAAAUGACGCUGCUGUCAUGCGUUAGUGACUACUUCAUGAAGCACAACAUUGACUACGAGCCUGUUCAUCUUUAUAAAGACGUCAAGGAGGCCAUAGGAGACGUCCACGUCAGAGGGAUUAUGUAUCGAGCGGUAGAGGCUGAUAUCGAGAAGUAUAUCUGUUAUGCUGAACAGACACAUGCUGUUUUACGGAAGCUAUCUAAGAACGGAAAGAAGAUGUUUUUGAUUACGAACAGCCCUUUUGAUUUUGUAGAUCGCGGCAUGAACUACAUAGUUGGUAAAGACUGGCGGGACCUGUUCGAUGUUGUCAUAGUGCAGGCCGACAAGCCAGGCUUUUUCAAUGACAGGAGGAAACCAUUCAGACGAGUUACUGAUAAAGGCGUGUUGCUAUGGGACAGAAUUCACCACCUUGAGAAAGGGCAGAUCUAUAAACAGGGAAACCUGUAUGAGUUUUUGCGGCUUACAGGCUGGAGGGGAUCAAAGGUUUUGUACUUCGGAGAUCACAUUUACAGCGACCUUGCCGACUUGACCCUGAAACACGGUUGGAGAACAGGAGCUAUCAUUCCUGAGCUGCGUAAAGAGAUCAAAAUCAUGAAUACUGAGGAGUAUGUCCACACCAUGACCUGGCUGCAGGCCCUGACCGGACUGCUGGAGCAUAUGCAGGUGCAUCGGGACUCUGCGUCACAAAUGGUGAUUCAGCAGUGGAUCAAUGAAAGGGAGGAGAUGAGGUUACGGACCAAAGACAUCUUCAACGCCCAGUUUGGUAGUCUUUUCCGCACAUACCACAACCCGACCUACUUCACACGCCGUCUCUCCCGCUUCGCCGACAUCUACAUGGCGUCCCUCAGCUGUCUGCUGAACUACGACCUCCAGCACACCUUCUACCCCAGACGCACACCCCUGCAGCACGAGUCUCCCAUCUGGCCCGAGCAGACCAGCACCGGAGCCAUGAACAUCCCCUUCCAGAGCCACAGCACAACCACUGGACCUGAAUAGAGAGGCCACACAAGACACUUGCUUUAAAAUGUAUGUACCACAGAACAGCUGCAGUUACAUCACUUUAAUCAGAUUCAGCUCUAGUUUUAAAGACACAUGUGGGUGAGUCACUUCAUAUAACUUCUGUGCUGUGGUACAUGUAAUCUUUGGAUAUCUUAUUUUUGAUACCAUGUAAAACACUCUACAUGGACGAGAGAGUACUUAAGGAACUUUGUGGUGUUUUAAUGUGCCUCGUAGUGUAUUAGAGAUUUUAUUUUUGUAGUUUGUAGCCUUUCUUUCAUCACUGGCCUUCAUAAAUCUUA